This is a messenger RNA of Gaeumannomyces tritici R3-111a-1, 894 nucleotides long. RefSeq lists its product as hypothetical. Lineage: Eukaryota; Fungi; Ascomycota; Sordariomycetes; Magnaporthales; Magnaporthaceae. The coding region runs from base 94 to 894 and encodes 266 amino acids. The transcript has 2 exons. The record is from RefSeq and is a predicted model, not a curated record.
UGCAAAUGAGCACAGCCGACCCGAGAUCCAUUCAUCUUCUCCGUUUCCGGUGGUCAUCCUCCCACCACUACACCUACGACUAUUGUGGACAAGAUGCUGCCGCCGACAAGCACUGGACACCACUGGGGGCCUAACGACGGGGGCUCCGGCGAUGGAGAUGAUGCCCAGAGCGACAACGCGGGCGAUCAGGCUGCUCACCCUGACGGGGGAACGGUUGAAGAAGGCACGGGGUCGUUCGAGGAGCCUGGAUCGUCCUCGUACACAUGGUCCGGAACUGUGCCCGGCUCGGCCGUCGGCACCUCCCAGUACGAGGCCGACCAGGCCGGCACCCAGCACCCGGCCGGCGCCCAGUACCAGAUCGACAUCCGGCACCGGAUCGGCACCCAGCACCAAGCCGGCGUCCAGAAUCUGAACGACUCCCCAGCCCAUCUUGGUGCCGACACCAGCUCGCCAUCGGCUUUCUGGCCCAGCUGCGGGCCAUCAUCCGCGCUGUCUUCCCUUGUGCAAGAUAUCAGUGAAGGGCAAGCCGUGAAUGCGAACGCGCAGCCCAUGACACCGCCGGCUCUAGAGCGCCACCAGUGCGCCUUCUGCGGCCACAAGUCCCCCAGCAACAACAAGCUGGUCCGGCACACGCGAAACAAGCACUGGCCGUACCAGUACCGCUGCUGGUGCGGCGACAGAUUUCCUGGCGGCCGCAAGGACAACUAUCUGCGGCACUUCGACAAGCACGGGCCUCGCGGUGAGCAUUGUACCAUCGGGACCAUCCGGUCGUCCAUGGUCUGCGGAUUCUGCGGAGGGGAGACCUACGAUGCUGGCGCGCACCGGGACCACGUGCAGACCUGUGGCAAUGGGUCGCGAGGAAGACCUCUGGGGAGUAAUAAUGGUGGCAAGUAG